Molecule: messenger RNA, 484 nt
Organism: Paraphaeosphaeria sporulosa
Lineage: Eukaryota; Fungi; Ascomycota; Dothideomycetes; Pleosporales; Didymosphaeriaceae
Exons: 1
Coding region: 33-440 (135 amino acids)
Source: RefSeq, a predicted model, not a curated record
CGCAUGGAUGCUGAUUUGUUUACUUGGUUUCGAUGGAGCGCUACUCCCGCUCGCCCUCACCUUACCGGACCCAGCACCGGCGUCGGCAUAGAUCAAGCAGGCCCACGCGAUCACCAACGCCCUACAGAUGGCGCUCGCCGCGAGAGAGGUUAAAGCGGGGACGAUCGUUUCAACGCCAGGAUAGCUACGAGCUUUCUGAUUCAAGGAGAGCCACUUCCCAACAGCGUGGGCACUCGCGAUAUCCGGAUCGUCAUCCGGAGUACGCUGCGUAUCGCCCGUACUCGAUCGGCCGAUAUGCUCGUCGAGAGCGGCGCGAUGGCCGAGAUCACUCCCCUCUCUAUUACGUGCAGUUCGAAAAUGGCAGUACGAGGAUUUUCAAGGAAGUCACUAGGUUUCCUGGCCCAAACUUGGACCCGAGAAUGAUCUACGAUAGCAGCUAAGUUUGGACGCGUGAUCAACCGGAAACAGAGGGCAGACUAAUUCC